AUGCCGUUUGUCCCCUACCACAACUCCGCCGGCCAAUCUAAGAUCGUGAAAUUCGGUGGUCUCCUUACGACCGAAUUCCUCGAACCUCCACCGGGAAGAUGUUUUCUUUUCCGCCAAACCUACCGUCACACCGUUGAGGGCCCCAUCCCCGACAAUCUGCGCGAGUUGAUCAACGGCCCCCACCGGCCCAAAGGUCCGCCCCCCCACUUCCAUCAGUUCCAAACCGAGUAUUUCCGUGUAGAGUCCGGGGUGAUGGGCAUCAAUGUCGACGGGCAGAUGAAGCGAGUGACACCCGACGAUGGGGAAGUAUCCGUCAAGGCGGGCAGCAUUCACAAUUUCUUCAUUCACCCGGAUUCUGAAGAGAGCAUGACCGUCUACCUGAGUGCGUCGGACUCCGGAAUGGACUAUCAGCUGGAUCGCAUCUUCUUUGAGAAUUGGUAUGGUUACUGGCACGAUGCUUUAUUGCAUGAUGGUGGUCUGGAUUGGAUUCAAUUUUUAGCUAUCCAAGACGGCGGAGACGCAUACACCCCCGCUCCCGCCUGGGUCCCUUUCCGGCGCCAAGUCGGCUACUGGACCUGCGUCAUCGUCGGGCGCUGGAUUGGCGGACUUCUCGGCUACCGGCCCUUCUUUAAGGAAUACACGACCGACUGGGACUUUGCCGUGGCCAAGAUGAAGGGGUCGGUCUUCCAGCAGCACCUGGUGCACGAUGCGUUUGCGUCGGAGAAGUCCUGGUCCGAACAGGUCGCCUUGGAGGCCACGUCGAGGCCGGAAAAUGCUGAGUUUGAGACGUGGGUGCGCGACAUGUCGCCCAAGCCGUUGGAGCUACCGGCACCGAGGUAUGAACGGGGUGCUUGGGUGGAGAAUGCGCAUGGCGGUGCGAAUGGUCUCGGUGGACAUUCACAUGGGAUCAAUGGUCUUAUCAACGGCGACAAUGGACAGACAACGGGCGCCGACUGGGAAAAUGGAACAGUCCUGAAAAAAACGGUGGCAAAUGGCGGUCAUUGA
Penicillium cinerascens is the source of this 1005-nucleotide messenger RNA. RefSeq names its product cupin domain-containing protein. The record is from RefSeq and is a predicted model, not a curated record. The transcript has 3 exons. Lineage: Eukaryota; Fungi; Ascomycota; Eurotiomycetes; Eurotiales; Aspergillaceae. The coding region runs from base 1 to 1005 and encodes 334 amino acids.